AAAUGAUUUCCCCUAAGAACACCACAAGCUUCAGCGAAUUCCAUUAAAACAACACUCAAACCCUCUUCAAUUCACUCUCCAAAUCUCUCAAUCAUGUCUUGCUGCAGUGGAAAGUGCGGUUGUGGCUCAUCCUGCCAAUGCGGCAGCGGCUGCAACGGAUGUGGAAUGUACCCUGACAUUGAGAAAUCCGCCUCCACCGCCGUGAUCGUUGAUGGCGUUGCCCCCAAACAGAUGUUUGCUGAGGGAAGCGAGAGCAGCUUCGUUGCUGAAGGUGGACAUGCCUGCAAGUGUGGAGACAACUGCAAAUGCAAUCCUUGCAACUGUUGAGGACGAAGGUCAUAUCAGGAUUCCCCAAACAAUCUGCAGUGUUUGAAUUAUGUAUUUACUGUGUUUUAGCUUUUAUGUUUGUGUGCUGAAUAACAAGGAACUAUAUGCCAUUUGAUUUCUUUGAUUUCAAUUUCUGAAUUCUGAUGUGAUUUGGAAAUAUGAAAUUGGGGUUAAGUCUAUGGCUACUUUGUUUGCUUUAUGUGUUAAAAAUCAUCGUUAUGAAAUAUUAAUGGCUCAAUGCUCUUGUUUGGGAAUCAUCAACAA
This is a messenger RNA of Lactuca sativa (garden lettuce), 591 nucleotides long. Its product is annotated as metallothionein-like protein type 2. NCBI's taxonomy places the organism in Eukaryota, Viridiplantae, Streptophyta, Magnoliopsida, Asterales, Asteraceae. Gene Ontology annotation, molecular function: metal ion binding. The record is from RefSeq and is a predicted model, not a curated record.